Molecule: messenger RNA, 849 nt
Organism: Ostreococcus tauri
Lineage: Eukaryota; Viridiplantae; Chlorophyta; Mamiellophyceae; Mamiellales; Bathycoccaceae
Product: unnamed product
Exons: 1
Coding region: 1-849 (282 amino acids)
Source: RefSeq, a predicted model, not a curated record
AUGAUGGUCCCGAUCACCGCUCUCGCGAGCAUACCGCGCCGAGACGCGACGACGGACGCCGUCCCGACCGAGCGCGUCGACGCCGUCUCGACCGUCGCGUCGGUUGACGUCACGCGCGAUGUCGAGGGAAUUUUCCCGCAUUUAUUCCCCCGGGAGGGACCGCGCGUGGAGUCAGCACUCGUUGACCGCAUCGACGCACCGACCGACGGGCGCGCCGGUCGCGCGCGACGAUGGCACAGCCGCGCGCGCGCGACGUGGUCGCUCCUCGGGGCGUGGCCUCGAUCGAGCGUUCGCGUGCGUUCGUUCGCGCGCGCGAUCGCUCGCGCGAUACCUCCGCGGGAGAUGCCGGAGACGCCAGGGCGCGAGCGGAUGUCGAACGGGACGGGGUGUUCGAACGCACCGGACGCCUCGGAGGAACCGUCGACGAGCGGUCGAUCGAUCGUGGAGCCGUCGAUGCCGACGCCCAAGGCAUCGUUGAGAGAUACUUUCGGCAGCGGACUCGAUCGGGACGAUAGCGCGAACGUGUCGCGAAUCAUCGGGAGACACGGAAGCGCGCGCGGAAUCUUGAGCCCGAGCGGGUCGACUCUGGGCAGGAGUUGCGGGCGGUCGCCGAGCGAGGUCGAACGACCCAUGGAUGGGACGUACGAGCGCACGAAAUCAGUUACGUUUGAGGACGAUCUUCCGCACGGAUUUCCCGAGCGCAAGGCUUCGUUUUCGCGAUUUCAUUUUGAGGAAGACGACGCGCUCGCGCCGCUCUCCGGCUUUGUCGCCGUCGUCCUCAGCGUCGUGUUCGUCGCGUUAUCGUCGCGUCUCAUCACCGCCACCUUCGCCGCUUUGGUGAAGGUUUGA